Molecule: messenger RNA, 1679 nt
Organism: Daphnia pulex (common water flea)
Lineage: Eukaryota; Metazoa; Arthropoda; Branchiopoda; Diplostraca; Daphniidae
Exons: 2
Coding region: 471-1244 (257 amino acids)
Source: RefSeq, a predicted model, not a curated record
UGGUUCGUUUUGUAUUCAAAAUGACGACGACGACGACACGAGGAGGGGUACAGCGGCAGCUCGAUACUUGUAGCAAAGCGUAAACACGAGCCGAGUAAUGUAUUCCACUAGUUCCCCCUUAGCGCAGUGUGCUCUCGCCUUCAGCGCUGGGUUGUGUGCCGGGCCGGCUUGCAACAUGGUAACAGAAGGUUCUCGGCAAGGUUCAAAGUCGUAACACUGACUAGUUUCCCCCUGGUGUGUGACAAAGUAAGUCGAAGAAGUUGCGCUCGCUUCCGACCACUUUCAAGUUGCUUUUGAAAUACUUUUCGAACCUUGGCUCUGUCUCUCUCUCUCUGGCUGCAACGAGAACUAGUACUAGUAGAUUAACUCUACUCGAAGAAUCGCAUGCUGCUGCUGCGACACUGGGACAGAAUUUCAAUCAGCUUUCCAUUGUUCGUCUCUCGUCUUCCUUGGAAAGAAUUUGGGCGACAAUGUCGGAAAAUGAGGAAUUGACGGUGGAUGAUGGGCACCCCGUGUCCGCUUUUCAACUGCAUCGCGAAAGUAGUUACAAGAAAAGGGAAGUGUACGAAAAGCUCGUAGCUUCCAAAAAGACGACCGUCGUUGAUGGAGCCUCGUCGAGUUCCAUAAUGGCACAAUCAGUGGGCAAUCCGGGGCCCACGUCGUCGUCUUCUUCUUCUUUGCAAGCGUCGCUCGUCUCUCGGCCGUCACGCCAGUCUGCGGCCAAACGUGAAAGCAAUUCUUCUAUGACGUCCGCGAUGUUGAGUUUGAAUGGGCCGCCGUCUUCAUUCGCUUCCAAUCUGCCCGACUGUAAACCGUAUUCGCUGCUGCUGGGCGAGAAUAUUCUCGUUGAAUGUUCCCUCCUGAAAAGAUACCUGUUAUUACUGAAAGAUGCCCUGUCAAAACCCGACUUGUCUGUUGUCGAAUUGCAAACCCUUACCCACGAUGUCAGGAAAGCCAGAGAAGUCUUGGUGGAAAAGGUUGCAGUACCUCUCAACGAUUUUCAGAGGGAAUUGCAGGAGCAAAUUUCUCAUGAGCACAUUCAUUCGGCAAUUGCGGGUCCUCCUGUCCAUUCGUUUCAUGAGCUUAGAAAUAGUUUGCUGCUCCCGCCGACUCCCACGGCCACGCAUCCAUAUCCUUCUCAUCUCUACAUGUAUCCCGGCUCUGAGCAGCUAACGGACAGGAGAAAUCCGCUAAGUAUUACCGAUCAGAGCUGCGUUCCCUAUAAUGCGCAACCUGCGCAUUGAAAUGAAUUUCUUUUUUUUUUGCUUAUUAUUCAAGUGUUCAAAAAAAAAGUUGAAAUCUUCUUUUUCAUGUCUCACUGCCAUACUGCUCCAUUUCAAGCGUACAUGUGUCGUCUGAAUUCUUUUUUAAGUUGCCGCGCUCUAUUGAAUAAAGUAUUGUUAGGGCGGGUCUUUUUUUUGUGAAAUAUCCCGUAAGAAAAUGUAGAACAGGCGGGAUCUAAAAUUUUUUUGCGUGGUUAAUUCUAUGACUUGAAAUUUUGAACCUCAUAAUGCGUUCAAAAAAACAAAAUUUUAAACUUUUUAUUACUUUUUACGCUUUUAUUCCUUCUUUUAAAAAUUUUAAUAUGUAUUUUUCCCCUUACUUAAUCAACCUCUACUCGUUGUAGCACUUGUGUGUGUAAUUUUCAUUAUUUUCAAAUAAAUGCACGUUAAAAACAA